Messenger RNA from Bipolaris sorokiniana ND90Pr, 501 nucleotides. RefSeq lists its product as uncharacterized. Lineage: Eukaryota; Fungi; Ascomycota; Dothideomycetes; Pleosporales; Pleosporaceae. The transcript has 2 exons. The record is from RefSeq and is a predicted model, not a curated record. Bases 1 to 501 code for a protein of 166 amino acids.
AUGCUCCCGCCCUUCUACACCACCGGUGUGACUUGCCAACACACAAAAUGCCCAUGUCUACCUGCUGCCACUGACCAUGGCCUCCAACCCACCCCCCUCAGCUGCCGUACCAGCCCAGAGGUUCGGCCGUCGACCAGCCCACCCCACGGUGCCACUGCCCUGCCUGUCCUGUCCAGCCGCUCUUGCCUUACCACCCUGUCGGAUAAACUUUGUCCACGCGCAUCGCAUCAUCGCGUCCUUCCAAAUACUUUCAUCAACCUAAGUAGACUACUGCAACGACGUAUCAACGCCCACCGCUUGUCUUGGGAACUAGACCUCCGGCCGCUCCUACCGCGCAACCGCACAACACGUCUUGUAGCCGCCUGUCAGGACCCGCUUUCGCCUCCAAACGACCGGCGCUACCAACAAGGCCAUGGCAAGGGUGCUAUCCAGGCUUGGAAGCUGGGGGGCAUUUGUCCAAAACUAGUCAUGGAACAGGCCUUGGGACCCCUUCUUCCAUAA